Emiliania huxleyi CCMP1516 is the source of this 1425-nucleotide messenger RNA. RefSeq lists its product as hypothetical. The coding region runs from base 86 to 1279 and encodes 397 amino acids. The transcript is spliced from 2 exons. The record is from RefSeq and is a predicted model, not a curated record. Gene Ontology annotation, molecular function: 2-oxoglutarate-dependent dioxygenase activity. NCBI's taxonomy places the organism in Eukaryota, Haptophyta, Isochrysidales, Noelaerhabdaceae.
UGCUCGCCUCGGAGCCCUGCUGCUGCUCUUGUGUGGUACGAGGCGAGAAACUGUGGACGAGUAGUGAAACGUGCGCGCCAAGCCAAUGCACUGCUCGCUCCCGCGCGUCGACGCGUCGCUCAUCACAGCGGAGGCAUUCUACGAGGACCACGUUGCCACCUCCACGCCAUUGCUCAUCUGCGAUGAUCGGCUUCGCAGACUGAAGAACCUCUGGACAGACGAGCUUCUCGAAGCGCGGUUCGGAUCUGUGCUGCACGACGAAGUCCGCGAAGCGAUCAACGGCGUCGACUUCCCGCUAACCAAGGUCGCAGGCGAUCGCAGCAGCUCAAUGCAUGUGCGCGACUUUCUCGCCGCGUACCAGAGCAACCGGUCGACGGCGCGGCUGUACGCGACUAACCUCGUGCUCCCUGCGCUGGGUGAGGACUACCCGGUGCCAGCGUUUGCCUCGCUGCUGCAGCACAAAUGCGCCGGGCGCUGGUGUGGUGGCUUGUGGCUGGGCGCGGGCGCAGCCCGUUCGCCGCUACACCGCGAUUUCUCCGAGAACGUGCACGGUGUGAUCGAGGGCGCAAAGCAUUUCGUUCUCUUCGCGCCAAACGAGUCGGCCGCCCUCUAUCCGAAGCCGGAGAGGGCCAACCUCCUCGGGCACACAACGCGGUUGCCGCGGGGAGCGCGCACGUGCUCAACGCUAGAGGCGGACGACGGCAGCGCGAGUGGCGAGACCGCCUGCCCACGAGACUUUGCGAGGUUCGGCGGCGCGCUGGAGCGGGCGACCGUGUGCCGCGUGGAAGAGGGCGAGCUCCUCUACGUUCCAUCUGGCUGGUGGCACGAGGUUUUCAGCGAGGGCGGGAGUGGCGAGGGCGGCGGGGUCGGCGGGAGCUGCGUCGAGGGGUCGGCAGGAGCAGCGUCUCUGAGGCCGACAUCUUCCUCUUAUGCGUGCGGUGCCGCGGCGUCCUCGCCGACGAGCGGCGGCUCAACGUCGGCCUCACGCGGUGCGACGGCGGCCUCUGGACGGCGGACGCUAUCGAUCAACUUUUGGUUUGUUGCCGAGUGGCCCAGCUCGACUCUUCGCUUGGCUGCGAGCGAGGCGGAAACGCUCGACUCGCGCCGUGGAGCAGCUGUUCUGCUAGAGCUUGGGCGAGAUCUGGCGCAGCGAGGACGGGUGCACCAGGCAGAGCCGCUACUGCGCCGCUCGCUCGAACUGCACGCCGACGACAGCGCCUCAGCGGAGCUCGAUUCGCUGCGGCGUGUCUUUGGAGGUGGCCGGAGAUUGCCGUUGUGACGCUGCAUGCCCCCGGAUGUCCCGGGCGGUUUUUUUGCUCUCGAGCUUUUGAGCAGGGGAGACAAUGUGUGUGUAUAGAGAUAACGCGCGUCCGCGGCCUCUAACCCGCGAGAUUAUGUGAGCACAAUAGGCAUGCAAUCGGAUAC